AUGGAAUCAGGAAGUGGAUCCCCUUCCAUCACGACCAUGAAUCAUCAUUCAUCCCUCUCUACUCACGAAAAACCUCAACAAAUUCCGUUGAUUAAUUACGUUGAUGGGAAAUUUCAAAUUGAUAAAAAAUCUGUUGAAAUCAUUUCAAAAAUUAAAGAGCCGAUUGCUGUGCUUUCCAUCGCUGGAGUGUAUCGAUCGGGAAAGAGUUUUUUAUUGAACCAGAUUUUGGAUCGAAAUGAUGGCUUUUCGAUCAGUCCGACGGUCAUGCCAUGCACCAAAGGAUUAUGGAUAUGGAGUGUUCCUCUAAAAGUAUCCAACAAGAACCAUUCAGAUUUUAGAUUAUUAAUUGUCGAUUCCGAAGGCAUUGGCUCUUUUUGUGCAAAUGAAACCUAUGACACUCAAAUAUUCGCUCUAGCAUUACUUUUGAGCUCUUUCUUUAUAUAUAAUAGCGUCGGAAGCAUUGACGAUAAUGCAAUAACUAGACUAGGUCUGGUGACAGAAUUAUCAAAGUAUAUAAAAUCAAAGCUAAGAAGUGACGUGAAUUCUUUAUUUCCCUCGUUUCUAUGGGUUGUUAGAGAUUUUACUUUGGACUUGAAUGUAGAGGGACGAAAAAUUACCUCUAAAGAAUAUUUAGAAAAUGCAUUAGCAGUUGAAGAUCGAAUCGUAUCAGAGACUGAAAGAGCAAAACAACAGAUCAAAAACUCUCUUAAACAAUACUUUAUUGAUAGAGACUGUUUUACUUUACUACGACCGAUUCAUGACGAAAGAAAACUUCAAAACGCAUCCAAAGUAGAUAUUAAUGAUAUUCGAUUUGAAUUUAGACAACAAAUUGAAAUUUUAAAAGACAAAAUAUUUAAUAACAUCAAGCCAAAAGAAUUUCCGGGAAAAUGCUCAAUGGAAGAAUGUUCAUCAGUCUUUGCGAAAAUUAUUGCAAUGCCAUGA
Messenger RNA from Naegleria lovaniensis, 942 nucleotides. RefSeq lists its product as uncharacterized. Gene Ontology annotation, molecular function: GTPase activity; GTP binding. Lineage: Eukaryota; Heterolobosea; Eutetramitea; Acrasida; Naegleriidae. The coding region runs from base 1 to 942 and encodes 313 amino acids. The transcript is spliced from 4 exons. The record is from RefSeq and is a predicted model, not a curated record.